Messenger RNA from Betta splendens (Siamese fighting fish), 6947 nucleotides. It is a transcript of the gene tmem178bb, whose product is annotated as transmembrane protein 178Bb. NCBI's taxonomy places the organism in Eukaryota, Metazoa, Chordata, Actinopteri, Anabantiformes, Osphronemidae. The record is from RefSeq and is a predicted model, not a curated record. Bases 584 to 1468 code for a protein of 294 amino acids. The transcript is spliced from 6 exons. Gene Ontology annotation, cellular component: membrane.
CUGCCACUUAGUCUUCUCGCUAAGUAAGGGUAUAUCCCAGCGAGAGUAGGGGUUUUAUGAAAGGUGAGGAAAACAGAGGAGAUCAUUGUAUCAACAACUAACUCAGCAUAAGGAUUUGAAGUGACCUGAGCCUGUCAAACAGUCUGGUGUUGAAUGGGUCUGCACUGUAGCAGCUGCCGUCAUCUCUUCAUACGUGAUGUGGAUACUGACUCUGCUGACUGAUCCCUCGCUCCCCUGACCUGAGUUCUGCAUGGGAUUUAUUGAGAUACAUAAGACGGUGGACUCCGAGGAUCCAGUUCUGCGGUCUCUUACUCCGCCGAGCUGCUGCAGCGCCGCGCAGGCAGGGAAGACGUGAACAGUCUGUGGCCGAAAAUACCAGAAUACAAGGAUUUAACGAUUUGUUUUGGAGCCAAGCUGUGCUACCGAAAAGCUUUGUCUUCUAUUUGCGCGCCUUCGCCGCCUCGAUAGUUUAAUUAAAGGUCCCAGCGCUCUCCUCCAGGGGUGAUGUGAGUUGAAAUCAACGGGGUAGCCACAGAGGAGCUGUCCGUUCGUCCAGGUGCUGAUGCGGCUGUGACUAACGAGAAUGGCUGCAGGAAAGUUGCUGCUCUAUGCCGGACUCUCGCUGUCUCUUUGCGCCUUGGGUAUGCUGGCCGUGGCAAUGUGUUCCGACCACUGGUAUGAAACAGACGCCCGGAGGUACAGGGAGAGAUGCAGGAGCUUUAACAGUCGCCGCAAAGACCCAGGGUUUAUCUAUAUCCCUAACAACAGCCUGCCUCUGCGCGCUAGCCGAAGCAGCGUGCCCCACUGGGACAAGAAGCUGCUGUUAGCCCGGAGCCGUCGGCAGCUGUUUGCUAUGAGUGCUGCGGAUGAGUGCAGCAGGCAGUACAACUCGACCAACAUGGGGCUGUGGAGGAGAUGUCACCGGCUUGGCUUUGACCAAGACAUGCAAGAUAUCCUCAGGAAAGGAUCCAUUGCAAGGUGCUCCUACAUCAAGUAUCACUAUUCCUCGGCAACAAUACCCAAAAACCUCUCAUACAACAUCACCAAGACGAUAAGGCAGGAUGAGUGGCAUUCCCUCCAUUUGCGGCGAAUGACAGCUGGUUUUAUGGGCAUGGCUGUGGCCAUCAUCUUGUUCGGGUGGAUCAUUGGUGUGCUUGGUUGCUGUUGGGAUCGAGGCCUCAUGCAGUAUGUAGCUGGUCUUCUCUUCCUUAUGGGAGGAACAUUCUGCAUUAUCUCCCUCUGUACCUGUGUUGCUGGCAUCAACUUUGAGCUUUCCCGUUACCCGAGGUAUCUGUAUGGGCUGCCUGAUGACAUUGGCCAUGGCUAUGGCUGGUCCAUGUUCUGUGCCUGGGGCGGCCUGGGCCUUACCCUUAUUGCCGGCUUCUUUUGCACCUUGGCACCCUCCAUCCAGCCCAUACCCAGAUCUACCUGCCCCAAGUCCCGUCAUGAGAAUGGCACUGUCUGCUAAUACAGCAGCUGAGAAAAGGCUCAUCCCACAGUUUCGCAACAGAAAACAAUUUCAUGUGUUUACGUGUCCAUUCAGUCUCCAGUCUCCUGGUUCCGGAUUUUUUUUAUGUAUGUGUGUUUAAAAAUGGGUGUUUUAAUGAUCUGCUAUCUUGAAAAAUUUUAAAAAUUCAAAGACUAAAAAAUGAUUCCCUAAACUUUGAAGUUAUGUUUUUUUUGUUUGUUUGUUUGUUUUGUCAAACAAAAGCAAAGAUGACGCGCAAUGGAAAUGCAAAAUGAGUUGAUGAAAGACAAUAUUUUGGAUAGUGAGUAAUUGUAUUAAGGUUCAUCUCAGCUUCUGAAGGCGAUACACAAUGGCAUUGAACCUGGGAGUUAUAAUACAGCUUACAUUAACUGAUGUGCCAUGAAUAUUCAAGAAGUGAAGGUAAAUCAGUCAGAUCAAGUUGAGUUGAACCAAACAUGAAACCAUGGAAUCAUGUGUUAAAGACUUGUUAACAUUCAGUGUUCCUGCUUCUGAGAGUCCCUCCUAUCACCUGGUACACAGACUAUGGGGAGACCAAGGACCUCCAGUGUUGUACAAUAUGUACAGAAUAUUGCAGAUAAAUGACAACCAGGGAUUGUCAUAUCAGACUAUUUUCAUUAAUGCGUAAGUGCACUCCAUUCGAUCAAAUUAUAUCAUUCAUCAUUUAACAUUUUAUACAUGUGGUUAUCCUAUAUUCAAAGUGCAUUUUAGUUUUUUUCUCUAAUUCCUUCAUGUUAUGAAUGAAUUGUUCACUGAGCAAAUGUGGUAUUUUUCCGUUGUAAUUACAGUAUAUAGGUAAAUGUGUGAGCAUGUAUGAGGAGAAGUUAUUUUCAGUUUUGUGAGAAAUUUUUGAAAAGGUCUUGACAAAGCAGAGUGCUUUCUUGGUGAAAUACUGUACAGACACAGAUGCUUUGAUAAACUAUAGGAGAUAAUGCCAAUAUGCAGUACAACUCAGUUGAUGUCUGCAUUGUCAUCUUUUUUGGAAGUUUCCAAACAACACUGGCAAACAGUGAACCUCUAUUUGAAGUGUAAGCAAGCAUUCAACCAUGUACUUUGCUGCCCAGAAGGAUGGUGGAAAGCUUAAUGUCAUGCAUGUGAUGACAGCAGGCAUUUGUGAAUGUUUACCGCUUUUUAGAACAUAUGUACAGGUUUUUCAGUGUUUCACCCACAGUUGAAACCUGGCAGGACUUUUUGAGGUGAAAUAUUUCUAUAAACAUCACCAAGAAUGAGCAUAUUGCGAAAGUACAGUAGUUUACUCUGCAAAUCAUGACAGAAGUCACAGAUGCAAACACAAUUUGAACUUUCAAUUGUGGCACAAAUAAUCAAAAGUGGCAAGUCAAGUCAAAAGGCUUUAGUAAAUCAUUUUGUCCUAAUUAUUUUUUGCAAGUAAACAGUCAAAACAUAAAAAACAGAACUGACAUCUCUUUGAGAACAAAAUCUGUUAAUUACAGCUUGAAUAUUAAUUUUAACUUAGAAGCACUGGCAAGUAUGUAGAAAUAAAGUAGUUUUCCAAAUUUGGUCUCAGGAAUACCUGGGCUGUUGUGACUCCUUACAUCAUAGCCUGGUUUAGGACUUUGUUUAUGCCAGUUGAUGUACAUCUGGAUAUUGAUCUGGAAAACAAGGCAGUUUUUGAUCAUGUUUAGCUUUGUUACCCAUCCUUUUGGCAGGGUUAAAUUGGUUCAUUUUCAACAUGACCUGAGAUUUUCUUAUUGGAUAUCCACAAUAGUAGUAAUAAAAUAAGAUGAUGCUCAUGAGUAUAUCAAUUAGCAUAUACUUUACACUGUUGUCAGAAUUCAUCUUCACUGUCAAUAUUGUGUCUUCUCAUCUGACCAAUAAUAUUUCAUGACCUAUUAGACAGUGUUCCAAGAUCUUGGCAUUUUGGAUAAAACUACAAAAUAAGUUGAAUAAACCAAAGUUUUAUUUUAACAACCAAACCUCAGAGCUUUCGGGUGUCAUAUAUAACACAUUGGAGUUAAGAUUUCCAAUCACAUACUGCACAGGACCUGACAAACGUCUUGUCGCUCUCUAUUUUGUAGAAACACCUGCUAUUAACCUGACAUUUAAUUAAUCACCAAUUGGUGUUAGAAAUAGCUCAUGUUUAAAGCUAAAACCUUUCCAAAUGAUGUUUAAUGCACUGAAAUAAAUCGGUUUCACUGAGAAAAGAUCAUUUAAUCAAGACAGAAAGGUCUAAAUCUGGCAAGAUAAUUUUUUGUCGCCUAUUCAACAACUUUACAGCAAAUACCAAAAUAUGUCAGCAAGUAGUGGUGCUGUGAGUUCCACAUUUAAUAUCUUGUAUGACUUCCAUGUGUUUGAAGGUCUACAUCCAUGCGGUUUGGCAAGGAUUCAUACAAUUUAUUGAUGAAGACAUCAGGAACAGCAAAGAAAGCAGUCUUGCAUGCCUCCCAAUAUUCUUUGGUUUCGUCUUUCAUGCGUCCUCUUUCAUCCUACCCCACAUAUGCUCAAUGAUGUUCAUGUCUAACGGCUGGGCUGGCCAAUUCUGGAGCAUCUUUUGCCUUGAAGAACUUUGAUGUAGAGAUGGAAGUAUGGGAUGGAGCACCAUCCUGCUGCAGAAUGUGGCCUCCUUUAUGGUCAGGAAUAUAAGAGGUAGCUAAGAUAUCUUUGUAUUUUAGACUAUUGAUGUUGCCUUCCACCCUGCAAAUCUCUCACACACUCCCAUACUGGAUGUAACCCCAGACCAUGAUUUUUUCAGUUUUCUGGGUGAAUCUCGGAUCCAUGAGAGCCAGUAGGUCUCCUGCAAUAUUUGCAGCGAUUGCGGUGUAAUUCAACAGAACAUUCAUCUGAAAAAUCCACCUUCUGCCACUUUUCCAGCGUUCAUCCUUGUAGCAGACUGAUGACCUUGACAAUUGCCACAUGUUUUUUUAAUUGUCUUUUGUUUAGUGCUGGCUUCUGGGCACUGAUUCCACCAUCAAGGGCCAUUUAAAGACAGAAUCAGACAACUGUUUUGGUUGACACAGGGACUUCAAGUGACCAGGUCUCGUGGAGCUGUGCUGCAGUUAAAAAUAGGCUGGCCUUGGAUUUUCAGGCCCACCAACGAACCUCUCGAGCAGUUGUCUUGCGGGGUCUGCCUGACCUGGGCUUGUCAAGAAAGUCCCUUUUUUUUAUCAUCUGUACUUACCCUGAGACACAUUGAAGAUGUCUGCCGUGGAUCUGGUCUUCAGCCUCUUAAUAAUCAACACUUUAGUCUCAGGGUGAAUCUUGUGCAUUUUUGCAGCGGUGUGGGUGCAGUUGAUGUGAAGGUCUAGUGUACCGGGGUUCUUUUUAUACACACCUGAGAUCUUAACAAUCCAUUAUUACUCACAGAUGAAGCUCAUAUGAAAGGCAACAGUUAUGUCUUUGUAAAAAUUUACUCAGUGGCCUUUACAAAGCUAUGAAUAUUACAAUACUUUUUGACAGUUUUGUUUUGCACUGAAACAUUAUUACAAACGCUGUUGGGAUUAAAAUGAGACAUUUCUUGUAAAAGAAAUCUUGAUUAGAAAUAUAUUUCAGCUGCUCUUCAAUAAAUCAAUUUAUAGACAAGUGACUUACAGUAUGUAACAGUCAAAAUCUCUUAAUCUCAUGGGGUUUGAAUCUGGCUUCAUGGAUAAACUAAUAAAUAUGUUAGAGACAAGAUAAAGUUAGAUAAUGGCAAGAAAAGGAAUGUGGGCGCCUUAGGCUUUGAUGGUUUUCUGAUUUCAAUUGUCAUAAAAUGUAAUCUGAUCUUCAUCUAAAUCAACAACACAAAGAAAUCAGUUAUUUCUUCUCUCUAUUGAGAACAACCAAAAAGUAAUUUGUCAUUUGUUUCAGCAUACAUAGAGUCAUAUUGGUUUAGAAGUGUCAACUAGAACUACUUUAAUAAAAACGUUUUGAGUUUGAUCCACACAAAAGGAAUUGCUUAUAUUAUAUGGCCUCUAUCGGGAGUGACCUCUUGAAAUGAUUCUGUUGAAUGCAGAAAAAAGAGCAAGGUAUAUAAGGAAGUUUCCUUGUUUAAUAUAUUAUACUUUCUCAGAUAAAUUAGUUGUGUACUGUACAUCCAUAUUCUAAUACCAUCAUCUUUAGAUAAAACAUUCUCAAUAACACUAAUAAAAUGACACUGUAAAUACUGACAAAUCUUUACAGUAGAUCUAAUAUAGAUAUAUAUUAAAAUUUAAUUUACAUAUAUUGUAUAAAUCCUUGGUGGUGCAGUGUGUUGAGACACAAGGCAUGCCCUGGGAACUAGUGCAAAGUGUCUUACUCACGAACACACUUGCUUUGGUGGGGGUUUGAACGUGAGACCUUCCACAUAGCUGUACACAACAUCCAAUAAAUCCCAGCCAUACACAGAGAAACAAAAACUAAUUUCAUACAUUAGCACAAUACGAUAAAUAAUUUAUUAUCAAAGGUGAAACUCAAUAACAUCCAAAACAAUGAACUGUGUUCAUGAGUUUACAAUAAAUAAAAGACUCACAGACAUGGUGUCUAUGGAAGGACAUCACAAAGGAAGCUGCUGCUUACUAAACAAAGAACAUUGCAGUUUGGAAAUAGCAACAAUUCACACAACAAUCAACACGGCUGUAUCUGCAAAAUGUUGUGUGAACAGAUGAAAGAAGAUGAAUGAAGGGUGAACAUAAAAUGGGGACCCCAUAACAUUCUUCUUGUAAACAUCAUCCCAAGGGUAAAUUGUGGUGCAUGUAAAGAAAGAAGGCUAGACCCCGGUCAGAAAGGCCCUUCUGAAAUACUUGAAUGGAACAAGAAAGACUAGGUUAAUUUACUAUAGCUGAGCUUAUCAUUACAACUUGUUGGUUGUCUAAUUAAUAUCAAGUAAUGCUAUUUAAAAGUGAUUUAUUUUAAACAGCUAAGCUUAUUCCCCAUAGCUGAGCUUAGCACAUGACAUAAAUUUAAGUCUUCUUGCUGUGGUCAACACCUGAGAAAGGCAAAUAGUUUUUGACCAACUCUACAGUAAACCUAUCUAUGGUGGAGAACAGAGUUUUACAUAGUGGUCAUUUAAUCUUUUCAAGGUAAUAAAAACAACUUAGAAGAAGUGGCACGAACAAAGGCAGGACACAUGGUGGACAGCUUCACUCAAAGUGAAUGGCACUGUGUCAGAAGUUGAUAUCAGACAAUCUGACAAUUUCACUUUGGAUGUAAUUGAAGGCACUGACACUAGAGAGAGAGCAAAAGGUAAAAGCCUUUAAGUGCUGCAUAAAGUUACUGAGUGUGGGGCAUGAAAUGAUGACAGGAGGAAAAGUUGACAGGAAGUAAAGCUGAUGAACAUGACAAAAAUAUUUUUCCUAAUUCUUCAGGAUUAUGUGAGAAUGUUUGUAUGUCCGCUGCAAACACUGGAGCAGGUAAACAACAGAAUGUCUUCAGUAAUACAAAAUCUGCCUUUUAAAAUGGUCAGGUCAGAGUUCAAGGUUCACUGCUUGAUUCCACUACCACUAUGGAAUGUUGAAUGAAUGUGUUUAAUAAAAGACAUGAAAGAUCA